Molecule: messenger RNA, 1644 nt
Organism: Cucurbitaria berberidis CBS 394.84
Lineage: Eukaryota; Fungi; Ascomycota; Dothideomycetes; Pleosporales; Cucurbitariaceae
Product: O-methyltransferas-like protein
Exons: 5
Coding region: 134-1504 (456 amino acids)
Molecular function (GO): O-methyltransferase activity
Source: RefSeq, a predicted model, not a curated record
AGUUAGAAGGUGCAAAGACUAUGAACGAAGUAAAAGUUCUAGCGGGAUUUGUCCAGUUGAACAAAAGGGUUCGAUUGUCAUUGGAACUAUCAGCAGCGUUCACGAGUGGACAAACCUUCUACAAUCACGCAUCAUGGCAGCUAAACAGCAAUCCACCCUCCUCGAGCUGGCCACAACGGUCCAGCAGCUGACGACUCAGAUUGUCAAUGAUCUGUCUACGAAGGAAGUAAAAGAACCUACUUUUGAGACGGACUCGGAGACCAUCCCGGAGACUCCGGAACAGAUUGACCUCCGCGCACGCCUCAAUGAUGCUGCUCGCGACCUGUUACGCCUAGUCAAUGGUCCCAGGAACGAUGCACGUACCUUUGUCUGCUAUCUGUUCGAUCUCGCUGCCUGGCAAGUGGCUCUAGAAUUCAACUUCUUCGAGGCCAUUCCAGAGACCGAGUCCGCCACGGUCAAACAGAUAGCAGAGAAAGCUGGUUUGGACGAAGAUCGCGUCGGCCGUUUCCUGCGAAUGCUGGCCACAGACAGGGUGUUUGAAGAGGUAGAGAAGGAUGUGUUCAAACAUACAUCGCGAAGUGCGCUGUACUUGAAGGAAAAGCAAUGGCGAGAUGUCAUGCACUAUCAAUUGGAUGAAUUCUUCAAGGCAGCCUCUGAAACCAUAGAUAGUAUCAAGGAAUCGCCACUCGUGACGGACGGCGAGAGAAAUGCUUUUGUAACGAGGCACGGGACGCCUUUGUUCAAAUUCUAUCAACAAGAUGCCCGACGAGCAGCUCGCUUUGCAAGCGCUAUGGCUGGAGUUUCUAGACUUGAACGUCACUUUGAAAGUCUCAAAGAGAGCUUCCCGUGGGAUCAGAUCAGCAAAGGAAAGGUCAUCGAUGUUGGAGGUGGAAGCGGCCAUAUGAGUGUGUCUCUUGCUCGGGCCUUUCCGAAUUUGGAACUUAUUGUUCAAGACUCUCUUUCCAUGCUCUCAUCGGCCGCACAGAAUGACUUCUCGGACCUCAACGGUCGCGUAACAUUCAUGCCGCAUGAUUUCUUCACCCCUCAGCCAGUCUCGGGGGCAGCAGCGUAUCUUCUACGCUACAUCACGCACAACUGGAGUGACGAGGAUUGUAUCCGUAUCUUCAGGCAACUAGUUCCCGCUUUGGAGAAGAGCCCCCCAGGGACACCACUCCUGAUCAACGAUGUCGUUCUUCCAGCGCUCGGAGAAGCCUCGAGAUACCACGACAAUCGCAUGCGCCAGGUCGACAUCAUGAUGAUGCUCGUCCUCGGCGCGAAGCAGCGAACGGAGGAACAAUUCCGAACCCUGCUCUCAGAUGCAGAUUCACGACUCAAGAUUCGGGCCAUUCACGGCAAGGGCAACAUGAGUCUGAUCGAAGCGUAUCUGGAUGUGGAUGGUGCACGCCAAACGCAGGGCUCCGUCAAGGACGCAGCAGCUGCAGGCGAAGUGCAGGAAGAGUCCACUGUCGCCAGCCAACAGAAGAAGACUGGGACUCGUCUAUGAUGUGCAGAGACUAGUCGAGGCCACUUUUAGGGCUAAUUGAUGAGUGGGGAGACUAGUAGUGCGCGACAAGUACAACUCUAUUGGCUCACUCCAGUUAGUUAAAACAUGUAUAAAUCGUGUGACCACUGUGAAGACUUGGU